Messenger RNA from Cucumis melo (muskmelon), 2655 nucleotides. RefSeq names its product beta-D-xylosidase 1-like. Gene Ontology annotation, biological process: arabinan catabolic process; xylan catabolic process. Gene Ontology annotation, cellular component: plant-type cell wall. The transcript is spliced from 7 exons. Bases 53 to 2368 code for a protein of 771 amino acids. Gene Ontology annotation, molecular function: alpha-L-arabinofuranosidase activity; xylan 1,4-beta-xylosidase activity. The record is from RefSeq and is a predicted model, not a curated record. NCBI's taxonomy places the organism in Eukaryota, Viridiplantae, Streptophyta, Magnoliopsida, Cucurbitales, Cucurbitaceae.
AACACACUUACGCUAUUAAUAUACUCAUUGGUUUUCUCUUCCAAUUAUUGUAAUGGCAAAUGGGUAUUCGGCGGUGGUGGUGGCGAUGGUGGUGGUGAUAGUAGUAGCGGCGGUGGUGGGGGUACCAGCGGCGGAGGGGGCGGCGGCGUUUGCAUGUGACAAGAGGAAUGUGGGGACGAGAAAUAUGGGGUUCUGUAAGGAGUCGUUGGGGAUUGAAGAGAGAGUUAAGGAUUUGAUUGGGAGAUUAACGUUAGGUGAAAAGAUUAGGCUUUUAGUUAACAAUGCAAUCGCGGUGCCGCGGCUGGGGAUUAGAGGGUAUGAGUGGUGGUCGGAAGCUCUCCAUGGAGUUUCUAAUGUGGGUCCCGGUACUAAGUUUGGUGGGCCCUUCCCUGGAGCCACUAGCUUUCCUCAAGUCAUCACAACCGCUGCUUCUUUCAAUCAGUCGCUUUGGCUUGAAAUCGGACGGGUGGUUUCAGACGAAGCAAGAGCCAUGUACAACGGAGGAACAGCAGGUUUAACCUAUUGGAGUCCAAACGUGAACAUUUUUCGAGAUCCACGAUGGGGGAGAGGCCAAGAAACUCCCGGCGAGGACCCGAUUUUGGCUGCAAAAUACGCUGCCAAUUACGUCCAAGGGCUGCAGGGCAAUGCUGGAAGGAGAAGGCUGAAAGUGGCAGCUUGUUGCAAGCAUUACACAGCCUAUGAUCUUGACAAUUGGAAUGGCGUAGACCGUUACCAUUUCAACGCUAAGGUGAGCAAGCAAGAUUUAGAGGACACUUACAACGUGCCGUUCAAAGCUUGUGUGGUGGAGGGAAAAGUGGCAAGUGUAAUGUGUUCUUACAAUCAGGUUAACGGGAAGCCAACUUGUGCUGACCCGGAUUUGCUUAAGAACACAAUUCGAGGUGCUUGGGGACUAGAUGGGUAUAUUGUAUCUGAUUGCGAUUCUGUUGGAGUUUUGUACGAUAGCCAACAUUUCACUCCUACACCGGAAGAAGCAGCUGCGUCUACAAUUAAGGCCGGUUUGGACUUGGAUUGUGGACCAUUCUUGGCAGUGCACACAGCAACAGCAGUGGGAAGAGGACUCCUAAAAGAAAUUGAUCUCAACAAUGCCUUAACCAAUCUACUUUCAGUUCAAAUGAGGCUCGGAAUGUUCGACGGGGAGCCCGCGGCACAACCUUACGGCAACUUGGGCCCCAAAGACGUAUGCACUCCAGCCCACAAACACCUAGCACUCGAAGCCGCAAGACAAGGCAUAGUCCUUCUCCAGAACCGAGGCGGAGCUCUACCACUCUCCCCCACACGCCACCGAACAGUAGCAGUAAUCGGUCCAAACUCAGACGCUACCGUUACAAUGAUAGGAAACUACGCCGGAGUAGCGUGUGAAUACACUACACCGCUUCAAGGGAUCUCAAAGUACGUUAAGACCAUCCAUGCCAAAGGCUGUGCCAACGUCGCGUGUGUUGGGGAUCAGCUGAUAGGGGAGGCGGAAGCGGCGGCGCGUGUGGCAGACGCAGCAGUGGUAGUGGUGGGAUUGGACCAGUCGAUUGAAGCGGAGGCUAGAGAUAGAAAUGGGGUGUUAUUGCCUGGGAAGCAAGAAGAAUUGGUAAAGAGAGUUGGGUGGGCUUGUAAAGGGCCGACGGUGGUGGUUUUAAUGUCGGGAGGGCCGAUUGAUGUGUCGUUUGCGAAAAAUGAUGGGAAAAUUAGUGGGAUUCUUUGGGUUGGGUAUCCUGGUCAAGCUGGUGGUGCAGCCAUUGCUGAUGUUUUGUUUGGGGCUACUAAUCCUGGAGGAAAAUUGCCAAUGACUUGGUACCCACAAAGCUACCUAGCAAAGGUCCCAAUGACAAACAUGGGUCUAAGACCCGACCCAUCAACCGGUUAUCCGGGUCGAACCUACCGGUUCUACAAGGGCCCGGUCGUAUUCCCAUUCGGGUUCGGUUUAAGCUACUCAAAAUUCUCCCACUCCAUAGCGGAAGCCCCAACAAAAAUCUCACUUCCUCUCUCAAGUCUCUCCCCCAAUUCCUCCGCCGCAGUCAAAGUCUCUCACACCGACUGCGCCUCCGUGUCCGAUCUCCCCAUUCAGGUCGACGUGAAGAACACCGGAACCGUCGACGGAUCUCACACCAUUCUCGUCUUCUCAACCGCUCCGAACCCGAUCUGGUCGCCGGAAAAGCACUUGAUCGGAUUCGAAAAGGUUCAUCUCAUGGCCGGAUCUCAGAAGCGAGUUCGAAUCGGAAUCCAUGUUUGCGAUCAUCUCAGCCGAGUUGAUGAAUUUGGAACUCGAAGAAUUCCGACUGGUGAGCAUAAACUACAUAUUGGUGAUCUCACUCAUUCGAUUUCACUUCACGCUGAUUUACAGGAUAUUAAAUUCUGAUUGAUUGUGAACACUGUCGUAAACCUUGAUGGUGUUUUUGCAAUAAUUUACGUUAAAAUUACAGAGAAGUAAUUAAAAAGGUGAAUUGAAGAAUUGAUUGUAAAUAAUCAAAAAAAAAAAAAUCAAAUAGGCUGAAGAAGAAAAUUCGAAGUAAUUGUGAUUAUAAGAUGUUUGGUAUUGAAAGUACGAUCGUGCCUCAAACGCAGCAAAUUUGCGAGGGGCUGUUUAUGUAGUUUUUUAAAUUGUAAAUUCGUUUUCUUAAUGAAGGUAUUAUGUUAUACUUAAAA